AUGCCCCACCCACACCGAGUCCCCAGCGGUCUUGGCAUCCCUUGCACAAAGCCAGGGUGCAAUUGUUGGUUCAAGAAUCAGUCUGGGCAUACUCAGCAUAUGAAUGCGAAGCAUCCCGUCUUCUUACAUCCACCUACAUUGACACAACCAUCUGUACCUCAUUCACCAAGUCCAGCACUGGCCUCUGACAUCAUCAAUUUUGGGGACAUUGGUGGCACAGACCUUGGUGAUGCUGGUCCCAUGGAUGACAAAGAUCCUCUGCAAUCAUCAGCGGAGUUCUUUGGCACUGGUGAACAAUUGUAUAGAAAUUACCACCCUCUUUUGUCUGCUUGCCCUUGUGAUGCCGAGGGUGCGUUCUUUCCACCAGGAACAUCACCUCCGCCACUGACAGAAAAGGCACUGGACGACUGGACUCCCUACAAGAGCCAUGUCAAGUUUGAGCUCGCCAACUACCUAUUUACAAAGAACCAAACUCCUGCUCAUUCAAUUGACCACCUCCUGGACAUUUGGGCAGCUUCCUUAAUCCAAGCUGGGAGCAAGGCCACCCUAUUUCCAGAUCAUUGCAAUGUCUACAGGACAAUUGACAAUACUCCCCUUGGCGAUGUCAAGUGGCAAUCUUUUUCAGUCAAAUAUACAGGCACAAUUCCAGAUGAAGGCGCCCCACCCUGGAUGGCAGAUUCUCACAAUGUCUGGUUUCGUGAUCCCUGCGAUGUUGUUCGAAAUAUGCUUGCUAACCCAGACUUGGCUGCAGAGAUGGAUCUCCAACCUUACCAUGAGUUCGCAACAGAGAACAAUGAGCGCCAAUGGCAGGACUUCAUGUCCGGAGAUUGGGGCUGGGCUCAAGCAGACAUGAUAUCUAAGGACACUGACACACAUGGCUCAACCUUUGUGCCGGUGAUUCUCAGAAGUGACAAAACUACUGUUUCGGUUGCCAUGGGACAAAACAACUAUUACCCACUCUAUGCCUCUAUUGGCAAUGUUCAGAAUAAUGUGCGUCCCUUUCUUGCAAUGCCCAAAACAACCAAAGAGCAUGCUGAUACACCAGGCUUUCGAAAUUUCCGACACCAACUUUUCCAUUCUUCACUUUCAUUUAUCCUCAAGAACCUCAAACCUGCUAUGACAAAACCGGAAGUUGCACGCUUUGGAGAUGGCCAUUAUCAGCAUGUGGUCUAUGGACUUGGGCCCUAUAUCGCAGACUACAAGGAACAAGUGCUGCUAGCCUGUAUAUUACAAAAUUGGUGCGCCAAGUGUCUUUCACAUCGUGGAAACCUUGAUGAGAUCAGUCUCAAUCGCUCGAGAGCUCAUGCAGAUGCACUCAUUGAGGAGUGCGAUUUUGGAACCCUGCGGUUUGAGUACAGUUUAGUUGGCGAGCUUGUGCCUUUUACAAACGAUUUCCCCCAUGCUGAUAUCCAUGAGCUACUUGCGCCUGAUCUUCUCCAUCAACUCAUCAAGGGGGCAUACAAAGAUCAUUUGGUUGACUGGGUAGAGAAAUACCUCCUGCAGAUGCAUGGAAAGAGGCAAGCCAACAUCAUUUUGGAUGAUAUUGACCAAAGGAUUUCGGCAGUUCCUCCAUUUCCUGGACUGUGUAGAUUCCCUCAAGGACACCACUUUAAACAGUGGACUGGUGAUGACUCAAAGGUGCUUAUGAAGGUUUACUUGCCUGCAAUUGAAGGCUAUGUCCCAACAGAUGUUGUGCAUGCAUUCCACGCAUUACUUGAAUUCAUUUACCUCAUCCACCCCAAUAUCAUCACCAAGAAGUCCCUCAUCGAAAUUCAAGAUGCCCUCACUCAUUUUCACACAUAUCAUGAGGUUUUCAGGACCACUGGAGUGGUCUCCACCUUCUCGCUUCCCCAACAGCACUCGAUGACUCACUAUGUCUAUCUGAUUCGACUAUUUGGCGCUCCAAACAGCCUAUGCUCCUCAAUUACAGAGUCGAAACACAUCAAGGCUGCCAAAGAGCCAUGGAGACAUUCCAGUUGGUACAGGGCACUAGGCCAGAUGCUGCUAACUAAUCAGCGUCUGGACAAGUUAGUGGCAUCACACAUGGACUUCUGUAUUUGUGGGAUGCUCUCAGGCACAUGCUUAUCCUCUGUUCUCACAUCACUUGGUAAUGCCAGUGUGCCUGACGCUGAUGUCAUUGCCAACUCUGAGGACAUUGAUGCACCGACUUCCAUCCUUGCUCAUGUAGAACUCAGUCGAAGAAAGCAGGCACAAAGUGUUCCUGUGCUAGCCAGCAAGCUUCACAUCCCACACUUGGUCGAUCUUGAACUCACUGAAGUGCCUGUGAGCAUCAUGGACUGCCCUCAUUUUGAUGGGAGGAUACGUGUUUUCAAUUCUGCUGUAUCAACAUUCUUUGCACCAAGUGACUUGAGUGGUAUUGGUGGGAUGAAACGCGAGCACGUUUGUGUGUCCCCCAAAUGGAGAAAUGGACAUGCACACAAAGAUUGUGUGUUUGUCAUUACUGACCCAAAUGCUCACAGAAUGCGGGGCAUGGAUAUCGCUCAGGGGUUUGGCGAUGCACCCAACAACGACACCGGGAUGUGGAUGGUGAAGUCUUCUUCCACUGGCAAUUACGUGUUUGCAGUGAUCCAUGUGGAUACCAUCUUCCGUUCUGCCCAUCUCAUUCCUGUCUAUGGUACUGAUCCGCUUCCCUCCGUGAUCAAACCCCACCAUGUCCUCGAGAUCUUCACCCUCUUCUAUGUCAACAAAUAUGCCGACCAUCACGCCUUUGAGAUAGCGUGUUAG
Suillus subaureus is the source of this 2745-nucleotide messenger RNA. RefSeq lists its product as uncharacterized. NCBI's taxonomy places the organism in Eukaryota, Fungi, Basidiomycota, Agaricomycetes, Boletales, Suillaceae. Bases 1 to 2745 code for a protein of 914 amino acids. The record is from RefSeq and is a predicted model, not a curated record. The transcript has 14 exons.